Myiozetetes cayanensis is the source of this 7623-nucleotide messenger RNA. Its product is annotated as acetyl-coenzyme A synthetase 2-like, mitochondrial. NCBI's taxonomy places the organism in Eukaryota, Metazoa, Chordata, Aves, Passeriformes, Tyrannidae. The record is from RefSeq and is a predicted model, not a curated record. The transcript has 14 exons. Gene Ontology annotation, cellular component: mitochondrion. Gene Ontology annotation, molecular function: AMP binding; acetyl-CoA synthetase activity. The coding region runs from base 1211 to 2962 and encodes 583 amino acids.
UCCAUGCUCCAGCUCGCUGCCACUCAUGGUGUACUUGAAGCAUAUGCUGUGCCGUGCGCGUGGCUGUGCUUUCCUGUUCCAUUUCAAGCCUUAUGUGUGUGGCAAAUCACCUGCAUUCCCAGUAUGAGGUCCAUCAUACCUAUGCCCCAAACUGUGGAUGUGCACGGCCCGUGCACAAAACAGACAGCAAGGGAUACUGCUCCUAGACUCUCCCUGAAGACUUGCAACACACUAGUGUUCUUUUCCCUGUCCCUACCAGAGUGACCCAACCUGAUGUUGAUCCGCAGAUGGAAGUUCCCAUCUGAUCUCACGCGUGAGAUGUCACACCAGCUUCCACAGGGCUGCAGUGCUCCCUGAUACCUUGUGGGACCUAUCUCCUAACCAGGACUCUUCCCCCCACCAAAGCAGUCCCUUGUGGCCAGGGUGGUAACCGAGGGGAUAUGUUGUGAAGAUUGACAUAGCCGUGGGCGUGCUUGUGUAAAGGCAGAUCCACCACAACCGUGGCCAACCCCAGCCACUCAGACCAGGGAGAACGGGGCUUCCAGGCCCCCGCGAUGUUCCUGCACUGGCUGGAGGUGGCCCUGGGCCUCUUGGAUUGAGGGCUUGCUUAGUGGAAGCAUUCUGCAGAGACCAGGGAAUCUCCAGCCCUGUAGCAGCUCAUCCAGCAGGUCCCAGGGUGUAACACAACCCUUCACAGGCAGCUGCACCCUCAUGUCCAGGUGCUUGUCAUUCCAGGUGUGUGAUUGAGAGAUGAUUGGCAGUUGCUAUGUGAGCUCUCUGUGCUGCAAGUCAAGACCCCAUCACUUGUAUUCCCAAGCACUGGCAUAUGUUCCUGGGGCUGAGAAGCAAGGGAAGCAGGCAAAACAAAAGAAGGCACAGGAGCUGUCCUCCCCCAAAAGGCCAUCUUAACAUGCCUCUUGGUUGCCCUUCAGAUCUCUGUGGUGGUGGAGCACCAAGAACAGACCCAGCAGCAGAGUUGGAUUGAAAGAGACUAUCAUGGUCCCGAGUGCACUAAUAGCCCUUAAUGGCCCUUACCAGCCUCACUAAGAGCUCUGCCCACACCCUACCCAUGAGCUCCAUUUCUCUUUAGUCUUCAGUCCCUGCUUGAGAAAUGCUGUACUGAUCUCCAGCUCAGCCAUAGCUGUACCUGCCCAUGGAUCUGGACCUGUGGAUAGACGUCCUGGAUUGACCUUGAAACUGUCUUGUCAUUAUGGCCUGUCUAGGAAUCACUGUAAAUUGCUUGGAUCAACACGUUGAAAAGUCUCCAAACAGAGUGGCUUUGAUUUGGGAGAGAGAUGAGCCUGGCACUGCAGUGCACGUCACUUACAGGGAACUUCUGGAUCUGACUUGCCGCCUUGCCAACACCCUGAAGAAAUACGGGAUACAGAAAGGGGACAGGGUGGCCAUCUAUAUGCCCGUGUCUCCCUUGUCAGUGGCAUCCAUGCUGGCUUGUGCCAGAAUUGGUGCCGUUCACAAUGUGGUUUUCGCCGGAUUCAGCGCAGAGUCCUUAGCUGGGAGAAUCAUGGACUCUGGAUGCAAAGCAGUUAUCACCUACAACCAGGGAGUCAGGGGAGGCCGAAUCAUAGAGCUGAAGAUGACCGUGGAUGAAGCUGUGAAGAACUGUCCAAGCAUCAAACAUGUCUUUGUGGCUCAGAGAACAGAUAACAAAGUCCAGAUGGGUGACUGUGAUAUUCCCCUUGAAGAGGAGAUGACCAAGGCAGCUUCCGUAUGCACACCAGAGAGCAUGGACAGUGAAGACAUGCUUUUCAUGCUGUAUACCUCAGGCAGCACUGGGAAACCCAAAGGAAUCGUUCACACCCAGGCUGGAUACCUGCUGUACGCCACUCUCACGCACAAGUAUGUAUUUGACUACCAGCAAGGCGAUGUUUUUGGCUGUGUGGCUGACAUUGGCUGGAUCACAGGACAUAGCUAUGUUGUGUAUGGACCACUCUGCAAUGGAGCCACCUCUGUCCUCUUUGAAAGCACUCCACUGUACCCUGACCCAGGUCGUUACUGGGAAGUGGUACAAAGGUUGAAAAUUAAUCAGUUUUAUGCAGCACCUACGGCUAUACGCUUACUGCUGAAUUAUGGAGAAGAGUGGGUGAAGAAGUAUGACAGAUCUUCCUUGAAGACUUUGGGUUCAGUGGGAGAGCCCAUCAACAAGGAGGCUUGGCAGUGGUUCUACCAGGUGGUGGGAGAAGGGCGCUGCACCCUCGUGGACACGUGGUGGCAGACAGAAACUGGUGGCAUCUGCAUUGCCCCACGACCUUCAGAGGAGAAAGCUGAGAUUGUUCCAGCUAUGGCUAUGAGACCUUUCUUUGGGAUUGUGCCUGUGCUGAUGGAUGAGAAUGGAAAGGUUAUAGAGGGCAAUGAUGUGUCCGGUGCGCUCUGCAUUGCCCAGCCGUGGCCUGGCAUGGCAAGAACAAUCUAUGGAGAUCACCAGCGAUUUGUUGAAGUCUAUUUCAGAGCCUACCCAGGUUACUACUUCACAGGGGAUGGUGCUUACAGGACCAAGCAAGGCUAUUACCAGAUAACAGGGCGCAUGGAUGAUGUCAUUAACAUCAGUGGGCACAGGCUGGGGACAGCAGAGAUAGAAGAUGCAAUGGCUGAUCACCCUGAGGUCCCUGAGACAGCUGUGAUUGGGUAUCCACAUAAGAUCAAAGGAGAAGGUGCCUUUGCUUUUGUAGUGCUAAAGGAGCAGGCAGCUCACGCAGACCGUGUCAAAGAAGAGCUCAAAACCAUGGUGGCUUCCAAGAUAGCAAAAUAUGCUGUGCCUGACCACAUUCUGAUGGUGAAACGUCUCCCUAAAACCCGAUCAGGGAAGAUCAUGAGAAGGCUGCUGAGGAAAGUAGUCACUGAACAAUCAAACAACAUGGGAGAUGUCACCACACUUGAUGAUCCAAGUGUUGUUAAGGAGAUAUUGGAUGCUUACCAGAAAUACAAGGAGAAAAGUUCCUCAUAACAGGCAUCCCUGGAAUCUGUCUCCUUCAAAAAUGUGAAAGGUCUCAAACAACCAGGCAAAUGACAUAGUUCUCUCUUUGUGUUUUUUUAAAACCUGUUUCCUUCUAAGGGAACAAGAUUUUCCACUCCACAACAUACUUUGAGGUGCACAGGGCUAGGACCAAUCUGCACUUUCACACAGUCAGUGAGCUCCUUUUCAUUGCUUUUAGGGCUGUUGUAGAGCAGCCACUGGUGGUUUCAAUUAGCUAUGAUGAAAUUUAAUACUAGCUGAAGAAAGAUGCAGAUGUUAAUGUUUCUCAUUUUAAUGUUACUGUACAGGGAAAUGUUUUUUUAUACAGUACUUCUUGCUGUUUUAAAAGAAGACCUGGAGUACAGUUCUUCAAUUUUUCCUUCAGCUUGGAUAUCUGAGUCCAGGCAGCUGUAUUUCACUGCAACUGCAGUAGCUUUUCAGAGGUGCAGCAUAUUCUAGAAGAUGUUUCAUAUGCAUUAUUAGGGAAAUGAGAAGGAUGUGGCUAGUCUGGUAAUUCUUCCUUGACUUUACCCAGUUAUUCUAAUACCUCCUUUGCCUUUCCUCAUAUGGAUUUGUUCCUACCACCAUGUUUCCUGGGAUUUGCCAGAGAUGGUGAGCCUGUGGCCCUUCAUGUUGCACCUAGGUAAACCCAGCACGAGCACUUGCCCUUGCAAAGCCUACUACUGGACUUCUGACAUGUCCUUAAUGCCAGUUACGUGGGAGAGACUUGGUCCCACAUGUUUUUAUUCUACCUUGAGAAAUCGAGAUCGCCAACCAAGCUUAUAAAAUAAGUGUCCUCUUCCUCCUCGGUAAUGAUGUCUCAGUGUUGUCCAUUGUGGUUCACUUCUGCAUAUUAGGAGUGGUGGUCUGCAAAUGGUAGAUCUUUGUUUCCAGUCUGUGAUUUGUGCAAAUGUCUUUGUUUCUUGAAGUUGCUAUGAAAAGGGGUGCUGUUUGUUUUCUAUAUGUGAGAGAAGCAUUGGGAAAUGAAAUCCCGAAGCGCUCAGGAGAAGUUUGAAGCUGAAGGAGUUGUGCUGGAGAGUUCAUUGUGGUUUGCCAGGCUUUGUGAUUUCUGAUCAAGAAAUAGUUAUUUUAGCCCACUCCAAAACGGCUUGUAAUCUUCUUUGCUCCAACUAAGACAGGCUGAGGUAGGUUCAUUCUCCUGUCGGAAGUUAUGACAAUUCUUACUGUUUCAAGUGGGCCCUACCAUGUCUGCCUCUUCUACAUACUGCCAUGCUGAUUUUCCAAAGAGUUAAGUGCCAUGUGGGUACCCACAAACUGCACAGUCCACAAAAUAAAAGUGCCUCCUAGAUGCCUUUUGGAAAGCAAUACUAGCAUUCCAGACUGGCAGCCUCAGAAUAGCAUGGAAGGAAAGCCUUUGUCUUUCAUAUGCUUUCAGAAUUGCAGCUAAUAAAGUCAGUGUUUUAUUUCUGGACUUGUUUUAUCAUGAACACAUUUCAGUUGAAGCACUCCAUCUUUGGGCUGUUCAGAAGAACUUGCUGGUAGAUCUUCAGUCCUCUACUACGCCACUGAAGGUCAUGGAAAAACCUGUAGGUGCCGAAUGUGUUUGGUAUUUCUGCCACUCCUAAAUUAGGCUUAAACGGGCUGAUGGGUUCAUGGUGAUUGGAGGGACCAAGAGUGUAUCAGAGAGGCAUGGCAGAGGCUCCCUUCCCUCUCCCUGAUGCAAAAGCUCAAGGUGUACACCAGCAUAGCAUGCACAGUGCUGAUCCUGGGAGUGUGCGCCACAAGGGCUCCGGCAGAACUUCUCCAUCUUAAUCUCCCUAAGCCAAGAGGCUGCUAACCACCAUUUCAGUGCUGUGGCUGUGGCCACUCCAUCAAACCUUGCAGUUCUGCCUGUCUUUCUCAGAUGACAGUCUGCUUAGUUUCACAGAGCUCUUUGUUUUAGCCUGCCAACCCCCUGAGCACUGGCAGAAUUGCCAAUUUUUGCCCUAGUUUUACAAGGGUGACUUAUUCCUGAAUUUAAUAUGAGCAACACUGCUGCUUCCAGUGGGAGUCCGUACUGGAAAGACAAUUUGUGCUCCUAACUGGAAGCAGGAAAGGCAGGUGGGACUGGGAAAGGAGUGGUCAGGUUUUUUGGCCAGCAGACAUGGGUGUGUUGUCUUAGAUCCCAGAGUUCCUUCAAGGACACUAGCUGAAUUUGCUGUAAAAAAUAUACAUAUUUUAAAUGUCUCUAGGGACUGGGUAGUACAGUAGGGAAUACUAUGCUUUGUUAAAUAUCCCAUCCUUCUGACUGCAAUGAUUUUAUGUAAGGUAAGUAGACACCCUGUGGACUUUCUGGGAAGUGGAAGAUCAGACGGUUUGAAUAGAGUUGACAGGAUAGGAGACAGACACUACUUUAUUGCCAUUGCAAAUGAAAACAAAAAACACAACCCACUUCAUUAAGUGGGAUUUUCAAGUAGGAAGCAGACAAAAGUUAAUGUUUUUGACAGAAAAGGUAGACUCCCUUGUUUAAACAAGUUGUCUCCAUGCAGUCUGAAAUACAGUGUGAAGGAAGAAAAAAUACUUUUGAACAAGAUUACACUUAGUCAAGAAAGCGUUCCAUAUAUUAUGGACAUAGAAUUUUCUUGCCUUGUUGACCUGCAAUUUCCAUGCUAAAGUGUGACCCAGUGGUGAGAGACACAUGUUUUAAUUCACCUGAACUGUUUUACAAGCACUAGGUGUGUGAGGAGCACUGUGCUUUGGUGCAUUGAGACAUUUGUCAUCCAAUUCCUCUGCUGAGGGAAAACGAGAUAGGCACACUCCCUCACCUGCAUCCACCUUGCCAGGACUUGGGGACCAUGUCUGCCAGGGAGGUUACAGUCUGACCAGGCAGCUGCAGAACCCAGAUAAAUACGUAGCUAUGGUGCCAGUGGGGAGCUGUAGAUGCCCCAUCCUUUAAAGUGUUGAAGGGCAAGCUGGAUGGGUCUUGAAGCAGUCUGGUCUAGUGAAAGGUGUUUUGGUCAAUGGCAGGGAGAUUGUAACUAGAUGAUCUUUGAGUUCCUUUCCAUCCAAGCCUCAUUUCCACAGCUCAGAUGUGGUGCUUGGGAUGUCCAUCUGCUCAGAGGCCCCCUCAGGGUAUUCAAAGAGAGCGCAUGGUGCAGUUGUGCUGCCCAGUAUGGUGUUCUGCAGUGGACACAGCUUGUGCUGGGCAGCCUCAGUCUGGUAAAACUGCACUUCUGCAAGUGAACCAGUGUUGGCUCUCGGAGCUAACAGCCCAUGCUCAGCUCAUAUAAGAGCACCCUGAGCCUGGUAGAAACAGAACUAGGGAGGGCUUGGAACUAGCACUUAUGAAAAGGAGGAUACUGGGCUUCACUGAGUAGGCUACUCACAGAAAGCUUAAAUUAAAAUUUAAAUUUUAAAUUUUCUUUCCAGAGAUUAAAUUUUCCAUCCAGAGGAGUUCCCAUUUCUUCUUUUUACUCAUGACCUCUGCUAAAUGUGGCAGUUUCCUUUUCACUGCAUGCCUGAGUUGAGCUUUGCACUUUCACAAACAACAGCACACUGUGUGCUGACAGUGCUUUCUACUUUGCAUGCCACAGUCUCACGCCCCCUUCUCAGGCUUGUGAUUCAGGGAGGGAUUCAGCCCACAGAACUAGCACUGGUUUCCUCAGUGCUUGAAAUGCUCGGAAGGAGACAGCUAGUGAAGGACCCCAGGCCUACAAGUCUUAAGAGCUGAUCUUCACCAAUCAGUGAAGGAGACGGAUAUCUGUGGGAUUGUGGGACAAACUGGGGGGCAAUUGCUUCAUUUAGAAAAGCAGAGUUGUUGAAUUCUUGCUGAAACCUUUAUGUGGCCAUGAGUGAUGUAUGGGUUAUUUGUCAGAUUGCCUUUGCAGCUUGAUCAAAAGUGAUCCAGAGUCAACUUUACCAGCUGUAGUUUGUUGCAAAGGGCAAAUGGGCUUGCUUUUGUUUCCCCAGUCUAAUGUUAAGUCUGUAAUUGGAUUUUGUUUACUUGUAAUCAUGCUUGAAAUAUAUUUGUUGUCCUUGACCAAAACUAGUUUCUUCAGUGAUCUCUGGAUUCGUAUUUUCAUUGAAGGAAAUACAUGUGAUGGAUUGGCUUUGCAUCAUAGGUGUUGGGCCCUCCAUUACCUAAGGAGUCUGUGACUUUCUCAGUUCUCUGAACUUUCAGAGAAAGGCAAAGGAGUUUGAUGAUCAGGGUGAAUCAUCUUGUGAUCCAAAUUGCUGAUUUGCUUUGCUCCUUUUCUCUAAACAGUUGCUCACAGGAAAUGAGUUAAUACCAGAAAACUGCCCCUGCAAAACAAGUCAAAGUUGAAGAACUAGCAUUUCAGUGUCAGUAAGCUGCAUGUUUCAUGUAAAUUCUGAGGUCCUACUGCUCUACACUUUUUCCUGUGUGAUCCAAACAGAGAACAAUUAUUGGGAACAAUAAAUUAACAUUAGCUGAUAUGGAUAGUUCAACUACUAAUCUCCUUGCUUUGUGCACACCUUGCACAAGUGAAAAGGAGUAAAAACAGGAUGCAUGUGGGGAACAUGAGAAACAGCUUUGUGUGGAAAGUGCACAGCUGUUCCAGAGUACAGCACAUGAGAAAAAAUUUCUUUCCAGGUGGCACGUAUCAUUUGUAAGUGCCAGGAACACAUCCUCUGCAGGGUGUCUGGUCCGCUAAGAAGUGAGGAAGACUGUGUUUCACUCUGUGCAUACCACA